AUGUCGCUCAAUGAGAUCCGUGGCCGUCUGGCCCUCAUCACCGGCGCUUCGGGAGGAAUCGGAUCAGCCUGUGCAGACCAACUCGCACAACAUGGCGUCCAUCUUGCGCUAACCUACUCAUCCAAUCUCGACGCCAUGAACGCAGUCGUAAAGGACCUGCAAUCCAAAUACGCAGAGCAAAAGCUCCGCAUCUCCAUCCAUCAAGUCGACGUCGGAUCCGCCGACCAAAUUGAAGCCAUGUUCCAACAAAUUGACAAAGAGCACGGCCAGCGACCGGAUAUUCUCGUCUCCAAUGCUGGAUACGGCAAGCGCUUCCCUAACGUGUGGGAGAUUACCCUCGAGGAAUUCGAUUACACGUUGAACAUUAACCUUCGUGCCUCGUUCAUUCUUGUGAAGGGUGUGGUAGAGCAUAUGAAGAGCCAGCGGUGGGGGCGAAUUGUGUUUAUGUCCUCGAUUGCUGCGCAAGGAGGAGGCAUUAAUGGCUGUCACUACGCUGCAUCCAAGGGUGGCCUCACAGGUAUGAUGAAGAAUCUAUCCACCCGCCUCGCCGAGUUCAACAUUAGCGUCAACGACGUUGCCCCCGCCAUGAUCGGUGAUACGGGUAUGAUUCCCAAUGCGGCGGCGAUUCCUGAAGUUGCGGCGGGUAUCCCACUGCAAAGGCUGGGAACACCGGAGGAAACGGCUAAUGUUGUUACCAUGUUGUGUAAAACGGGCUAUAUGACUGGCCAGAGUCUUCUUUUGGCUGGAGGGUUGAAAUGA
Messenger RNA from Penicillium brasilianum, 759 nucleotides. The record is from the annotation of a GenBank genome assembly. NCBI's taxonomy places the organism in Eukaryota, Fungi, Ascomycota, Eurotiomycetes, Eurotiales, Aspergillaceae.